AUGCCUGUUGAGACUAAAUUGUAUGACGCCUUGAGCGUCAACCCUAGUGCCACCCAAGAUGAAAUCAAAAAGGCCUACCGCAAAGCAGCUUUGAAGUACCAUCCCGACAAGAACAAGGACAACCCGGCUGCUGUUGAGAAAUUUAAAGAUGUCUCCCAAGCUUACGAAGUUCUCUCUGACCCCGAAAAACGCAAGGUCUACGAUCAAUUCGGCCUCGAAUAUCUUAUGCGUGGUGGCCCUGCACCCUCUCCCGGCGGCGGCGGCGCUGCUGGCGCGGGAGCUGGCCCCGGUGGAAUGCCCGGAGGAUUCAACUUCGGCGGCAUGCCAGGCGGCGGCGGUACGCGCACAUUCCACUUCUCAACUGGAACUGGUGGAACCAACGGAUUCCGAUUCAGUAAUGCAGACGACAUCUUCCGCGAGUUCGCCAAGGCUGGCGGUGGAGGUGGCGGCGGAGCCGGUGGCUUUGAGGAUGAUGACAUCUUCUCCAUGCUUGGAGGCAUGGGCGGCGGUGGCUUCCGCAGCCGACCAUCUGCUGGAGGAUUUUCGGCCAAGGCCAAUCGUGCACCUACUCCAGAACCGACUGUCGUUGAGAAAGACCUCCCUAUCACACUGGAAGAGACCUUCAAUGGCGUUACCAAGAAGGUGAAGACGAAGAGCAAGGCAUUUGAUCCGAGUGGCAAGCGGACCGGUCAGGAUGUCACUUUGGAGGCAACCAUCAAGCCUGGCCUACGCCCCGGCUCGAAGAUCAAGUACAAGAACGUGGGCGACCAGGAAGAAGGCGGCCGCCAGGACGUGCACCUGAUUGUGAAAGAGGUGCCACACCCAACCUUCACUCGCAAGGGCGACGAUCUUGUCACCAGCGUCGAACUCAGCCUCAAGGAAGCUCUGACGGGCUGGGAGCGAAUUGUGAAAACGAUCGACGGCAAAUCCAUCCGCGUGUCCAAGCCUGGACCAACCCAACCAGGUCAUGAGGAGCGUUUCCCCGGCUUGGGAAUGGUGAUUUCCAGGAAGCCUGGCGAGCGCGGCGAUCUCGUGGUUCAGGUCAAGGUGAAAUUCCCGACCAGCUUGGACUCCAACACUAAAGAAGUCCUCCGAGAUUUGCUUCCUUAA
Messenger RNA from Penicillium maclennaniae, 1110 nucleotides. RefSeq names its product putative DnaJ domain protein Psi. Gene Ontology annotation, molecular function: protein-folding chaperone binding. Gene Ontology annotation, cellular component: cytosol. Gene Ontology annotation, biological process: translational initiation. The record is from RefSeq and is a predicted model, not a curated record. Lineage: Eukaryota; Fungi; Ascomycota; Eurotiomycetes; Eurotiales; Aspergillaceae. The transcript is spliced from 3 exons. The coding region runs from base 1 to 1110 and encodes 369 amino acids.